CUGCGGGCUUCGUCACUGGUGUUUCUCCGGAACCGUAACGUCAACAGUGCAGGAAUAAUUGGACCCAAAUACCCAUCCGCCCUCGGACCGAUGGAAGCACCCAUCAAUACGCCCCACGAAAGUGCUCUCGUCGGACUUGCAGGCGGUGCCAUGGACCAACACACCAGCACAGGCAAACGCAUCCGCAAGCCUUCCCUGCUGUACGAGGACUUUGAGAGCCCGUCCCUCCUACACACCAUGCCGCAGGCACAGCCAGCCCCUCCACAGCCACCGGUCAAGGACCCCUCUCGGAUGGGGCGCGUGACCAACCAGCUGCAGUAUCUGCAGAAGACCCUGCUGAAGACCCUCUGGCGGCAUCAGUUUGCAUGGCCUUUUCAUGAACCUGUGGAUGCUUAUAGGCUCAAUUUACCGGAUUAUCACAAAAUAAUCAAGCAGCCCAUGGACAUGGGGACCAUCAAGAAGCGCCUUGAAAACAACUACUACUGCAGCGCCAGCGAGUGCAUCCAGGACUUCAACACCAUGUUCACCAACUGCUACAUCUACAACAAGCCCACAGACGACAUUGUGCUCAUGGCCCAGUCGCUGGAGAAGAUCUUCCUCCAGAAGGUGGCGUCCAUGCCGCAGGAGGAGACGGAGUUGCCGGCGCCGGCCCCUCGGAGCAAGAACGGCAGAGUGAAAGGUGGGCGCAAGUCAAACGCCUCCAGAGCGCAGCAGGUGCCCGCCGUCUCGCAGUCGGCCUACUCGCCAUCCUCCUCUGACACCGGGGACUCCAUGCUGGCCAACUCCCCGCAGACGGUGCUGACCAAGAGCCUCCCACCAGCCAACAUCAUGGGCUUACCCCCGACGCAGCCCACGACCAAAAAAAAAGGCGUGAAGCGCAAGGCGGACACCACGACACCGUCCACCGUGGGCCUCAGCGUGGGCAUGUCUGCAGCCUCGCACAUGGUGGGCCUAGGGAAAGGAGGCCACGGGGGACAAGUCCACGAGACGUCCAUGCACUCGGUGUCGUCGAUGGGAGGACUGGGUUUGGACUCCUCUCCAGGAAUGGGCCUGGUCCGGAGCCCCGGGGGGCCUGUCCUCCUCCAGCCGAUGAUGUCUGCCACCGGACGCAGGGUGGGCAGUGGGCGCCCCAUCAAACCCCCCAGGAAGGACUUGCCCGACUCUGUCCAGCCUCAGUUCUCCAGGAAGAACAAGCUGAGUCCGCAGCUGCGCUACUGCAGCGGGCUGCUGAAGGACAUGCUGUCCAAGAAGCACGCCGCCUACGCCUGGCCCUUCUACACGCCAGUGGACGCCACGGCGCUGGGCCUGCACGACUACCACGACAUCAUCAAGUGCCCCAUGGACCUCAGCACCAUCAAGAGGAAGAUGGACUGCAGAGAGUACAGAGACGCGCAGCAGUUUGCCAGCGACGUCAGGCUCAUGUUCUCCAACUGCUACAAGUACAACCCGCCGGAGCACGACGUGGUGUCCAUGGCUCGGAAGCUGCAGGACGUCUUCGAGUUCCGCUUCGCCAAGAUGCCAGACGAGCCGCUCCUGGAUCAUGCGGCCAUGUCCAUGUCCGGCCACCCCACCUCCUCCUCCUCAUCCUCGUCCUCCUCAUCGUCCUCUUCUACCUCCACCUCUGAGAGUGAACCCAGCAGCGAGAGCGAGGAGAGCGAGAGCAGCCCCAGCUCUGACAGCGAGGAGGAGCGAGCCCACCGGCUGGCAGAGCUGCAGGACCAGGUCUGCACACAGCUGAGGGCCAUGCACGAGCAGCUGGCUGCGCUCUCCCAGGGGCCCAUCGUCAAGUCCAAGAAGAAGAAGGAGAAGAAGGAGAAAAAGGAGAAGAAGAAAAAGAAGAAGAGCCGGGGGGUGCGCAGCAGAGCUGGCUCCGAGGAGUGGAAGAUGCCCUCCAAGGCGCUCAAGUCCAAGUCUGCCCGGGCGGCCGGCUCGCAGAGCAAGAAGGGCCCGAGCAAGAAGAGCAGCAAGAACAGCAAGGCUGCCAAGAAGCCGUUCUACCCGCCGCUUACCCCGACCCUGCUGCCGCACUACGACUCAGAGGAGGAGGAGGAGCUGGUGCCUAUGACCUACGACGAGAAGCGGCAGCUGAGCCUGGACAUCAACAAGCUGCCGGGCGAGAAGCUGGGCCGCGUGGUCCACAUCAUACAGUCCCGCGAGCCCUCGCUGCGUGACACCAACCCCGAGGAGAUCGAGAUUGACUUUGAGACCCUCAAGCCGUCCACGCUGAAGGAGCUGGAGCGCUACGUCAUGAUGUGCCUGAGGAAGAAGACGCGUAAGCGCCGCAGACUCAGCCGCUCCACCAGUCCGGAUCCAACUGACCGCCUGUUUGUGCUUGCAGCCGCCAAAAAGGGCUGCAGCGGCAAGUCUAAAGAAGAGCUGACCCUGGAGAAGAGGAGGGAGCUGGAGAGGAGGCUGCAGGACGUUAGCGGGCAGCUCAACUCUGUCAAGAAACCCGCCAAACCUAAAGCGGAGAAGCCCAGCGCUGUGGAGACCCAGCCCUCUCGCCUCAGCGGCAGCAGCUCCAGCUCUGACUCUUCAUCCUCUUCCUCCUCAUCUUCCUCUUCCUCGGACACGAGUGAUUCGGACUCGGGUUGAGCGCAGCCAACCGCCAAGGCUGCUGUCUUCACUCAGGGACUCGGGCUGGCCCAGGACGCGUGGCACCCUGGAACACUACUGAGCUGUGUAGAAUGUGGGACCGGGGGAUGUGACCCAUCUCUGGAUCUGCGUGGAACCCAAACACUAAAUGCCUUGGUUUCUCCCUCCCUCUACCCCGACGCUUGUAAAUAGCUGUACAGAACAAUAUAUAUAUAUAUAUAUAUAUAUGGAUAUAUAUAUAUAUAUAUAUAAAUAUGUUUCUUUUAUAAAGAAGAAUUUUAUUGUUAACCCCCAGGAGGGACGUGGAGCAGAGAGAGGACGAGGGCUUCUCCGCUCGCAGCUCAGAUUUUACUGGACACUUUAGGUCACGACCUUUGCCUCGCUUUGUUUUAGUUCUGACCAAACGCUCGGCCUUAACUUCCGGAUUGUAAUUACAUAAUAUAUGAGCAAGAUUUAUUUAUUAGAAGCUCCAAGUUUCCUUCUGUGUUUAGAGCGACGACCUCGGUCUCCCGCUGCACCUCGCGCUUGGUUUGGACGUUUUGCACAGUCGUCACGCUGCAGCAGCUUCAAGGCCGUCGGUCGUUUUUUAAGUGAGAAGGAUUGGUUUCUGUUCCCUGAGUUCGGAGAACGUUGUGUGCACUACAGAUCAAUAACCUCGUUUCUUAUGACCAAUGUACAAAGAAAAAAAGGUUGUCACUGCAGUUACUGGUUCAAAUGUCGACCGAACAUUAGAAUGUUCGUUAAAUAAACCUCCGAACUGUUGAUCAACGUCAAGUGACGAUGUGUUUGCUGCCUCAGACUCCGUUGAUCUCACCUCUGGCUCACACACCUUUCAUUUGAGCGCCUGGAUCAUGGGAUCCACCAGGGGGAGCUGUUGUCUCCUCGGCAUCGGUUGACG
This is a messenger RNA of Synchiropus splendidus (mandarinfish), 3493 nucleotides long. RefSeq names its product bromodomain containing 2b (gene brd2b). Gene Ontology annotation, cellular component: nucleus; chromatin. The transcript has 11 exons. Gene Ontology annotation, biological process: regulation of DNA-templated transcription; chromatin remodeling. Lineage: Eukaryota; Metazoa; Chordata; Actinopteri; Syngnathiformes; Callionymidae. Bases 91 to 2595 code for a protein of 834 amino acids. The record is from RefSeq and is a predicted model, not a curated record.